Messenger RNA from Rhagoletis zephyria (snowberry fruit fly), 1113 nucleotides. Its product is annotated as endoplasmic reticulum metallopeptidase 1-like. NCBI's taxonomy places the organism in Eukaryota, Metazoa, Arthropoda, Insecta, Diptera, Tephritidae. Gene Ontology annotation, molecular function: metalloexopeptidase activity. The record is from RefSeq and is a predicted model, not a curated record. Gene Ontology annotation, biological process: proteolysis.
AUCUACCGUAAUACUGCUAAACGCUCAUUUGCGACAACAUUCGCAGAAGAAUUAUUCCAAUCCGGCAUUAUACCUUCGGAUUCAGACUUUAGAAUUUUCAAAAAUUUCGGACAUAUACCGGGCUUGGAUAUUGCACAUUUUAAAAAUGGCUAUGUAUACCACACGAAAUUCGAUAGUAUUGAUGUUAUACCACGUGGAACGCUACAAUCUACAGGUGAUAAUAUAUUGGCUCUGGCGCGUGCUUUCAGCAAUUCUACAGAAUUAAAAGAUCCAGAGAAUCAUGCCAGUGGCCAUGCAAUCUUCUAUGAUUUCCUCGGGCUUUUCAUCAUUGACUACACCGAAGAUACAGGCAAAAUUAUUAACACAGCGGUUGUUGUUGUUGCUCUAGUACUAGUAGCCAUAUCCCUAUGGUGUAUUGCUGCAGAUUCUUUCAUUUCCAUCUGCAGUGUGUUCAAACUCUUCUCGCUGAUAUUCAUUGUACAUUUGGUGGGCUGGAUAUUGGCUCUCGCUUUGCCUUUACUUGUGGCAGUUGCACUCGAUAGUGCUGCGAGUCCCAUGACUUGGUUUACAAACAAAUGGCUAGUUUUGGGCUUAUAUGCUUGCCCGGCACUCUUCGGAUUGAGUGUNCUUAAAUUAAUUUCGUUCUCUCAAAAGGAUAAAGUAUCACACCCAUAUCGCCUUCAACUGGUCUAUCACGCGCACACACUAAUCCUCUCGGUGGCUUGUAUUGCUCUCACAUAUGUUGGCAUACGCAGCUCGUACUUUCUAAUGAUUUCACUAAUCUUCCAAGACAUCGCUUUGAUAAUAAAUUUUGUGACCACGCUCUAUCGAAGAGCCUAUUACUGGUCCAUUUUCGUCACACUAAGCCAAAUUAUUCCCUUCCUCUACUUCACCUCUAUUUUUAAUGCUUUGCUUACGGGCUUUAUUCCUAUGAUGGGCCGAUUUGGUACCGCGACUAAUCCGGAUUUGAUUGUCGGUCUGCUAACAACUUUAGGAACCCUGUUGGCCAUGGGUUAUUUGAUCCCACUGUUAAAUAUAUUCAGACGCCCUAAAUUGGUUCUGCUCAUCCUUCCCACUGUGACAAUAAUUUUUGGUGCUCUCACGCUAACACUG